GAUUAGUAUAAUAUUUUAUGUAUAGGUUUUUUACCAUUCGACGAAUGUGUACUUUUUAAACUUAUAUACGUACACAAAAAUUCAUAAAAACGUGUAGAGACGUGAAGUCGAUCAACAACACUUCUUUUGUGACUGUCACUGCGGGUAGGUAGAGGUACUUACUGAAGUGUUUAUUAAUACAAAAUUGAAUAGAUAUUUUUUAAUACGCGUACCUAUUUAAUAAUCCAUACAUUUAAUGUUAAGUUUGAAAUUUCUCCAUAAAUAUUUCAUUAAAUGUACAUUUCGUAGAUUUUGAAAAAUUGUAAUCACAGUUUUUGUUUCGAGUAUUGAGUAAGUGUACCAUCUAUAUUAUAAACUAUUAUACUUAUUUGAUAUUCCUUCUCGAAUGGCUAUUUCUGUUCUAUACCUGUACAUUAUUUAUAUUAAUUAAUUGAAAUUGUAAUUAGUUCAUUAUAUUGACAUUUGACAAUGUAAAUAAUGAUAUUUUACUUCUUAUAACCAUUAGGUAACAAAUAAAUAAGUUAAUGUAAGUAACUUUGUUUUCUAGUUCAGUUUAAAAUAUAAUACAGAAAGACGUACAAUAAUCAAAGUACAAAAUUAAUGUUGUAUAUUCAAAUGAAAACUAUUUUCAACUCAAGAAAGUAAUAUUUCAGUAAGUAUAAUAAUUUAGGGUUUCUAUAUUAUAUUAAGUAUUUAAACUUAAAACAAAAUUAUUGUGAGGGAUUGUCGUAGAGAAAUUAUUUAUUCGACACUCCAACUUAAAAAUAAUGUAUGUAUUAUAUUAUUAUACUAAUAAUAUAUUUAUGUAUUAUAUAUGUAUCAGUGCUUGACAUAAUAAAUAAUGGUGACCCGCCACUCAGCAUACUGCUCAAUGGUAUUCCCAGGUGGCGGGUGUAUUUCCAAAAAGGUAUUUUAAAACUUUAGCAUAACAUAAUAUUUUCUGUUUAUAUUAUUUUUAUACUACUAGGGUAACCAAAAAAGUUAAUUUUUUUACGUCAUAAUAUCUUUGUAUUUUAUUUUUACGAGUAUAAACAAUACUAUCGAAUCCUAUUUUAAGUAAAACAAAAUUUCAGUUUUGGAACAACGAUUUUAGGUGAAUAACACAGUGUAUAUACAUUUUAUUUUUUUUACGGUUUGAAUUAUCGUUGAACAGAAAAUAACAUAAAAAUUAAUCAUCAGAAUCUAAUAAGGAACAAUUAAUAAGAUCCUAUUUUUGAUAGGGAGAAAAACUAUAUUGAUCAAGUUAUUAGCUACGAAACGUAGAUAUAUUGAUAUUGCACGUAAUAUUGAUAAAAUCUAAAUCAGAAAUUACCCUUGAAAUUUUUUAUUUUUAUUCAAUCUUUUGUGUUUUGCGGAUAGGCUAGACCUAACCACUUUGUCAAUUUUGAUUUUAAUGAUAUCAUCUAAUGGACCUUAUUUGUCUCUCAUUAUAUUCUGAUGAUUAAUCUUUAUGACAUUUUUUGUUCAACGACAAUUUAAACUGUAAAAAAAAAAAAAAAAAAUGCAUAUAAAUUGAGUUAUUGACCUAAAAUCGUUGCUUAUGAACUGGAAUUAUUUUUUUUCAUAAAAGAAGAUUCAAUGGUAUUGGUACGCCUGAAUAAAUUUAUUAUUUAUUUAAUAAUUCAUAUAUUAUGAUGAAUAAAAAUAAUAAUCGACAGUUGUAAAUAAUUAAACAAUAAAAAAAUAAAAAUAAUUAAUAAUACUUGAUACAAAUUAAAAAAAAAAAAAAUAGCAAUAAAAUUAAAACUAAAGUACAAUACAAUAACUGGAUUUAUAAAAUUUAGACUAGUGUUUUCCAAUCUGGGGGCGUCAGAAUAUGCUUGUUUUAUCAACAUUUAUAUUUAUUAAAUUAUUUUUAUUUUGUAAUGUAGGGGAAAAAUUAAAAACGAAUAAUGACCGAUUAUCGGGUUAAUUUUGUGUUGAUGACUUGUUGUUAAGUUGUUUGUGGUUAAAAGGGGGUAGGCACGAGAUUUUUAAAAAUCUAGAAAGGGAGCGGUAAAAUGAGGAUAGGAAACACUGAUUUAGUUAUUGAUAACAUAACACAGUGGUAUUUAUAGCUUGAGAUCAAACAGAAAACUUUUAUUUGCCUUUUCUAUACGUAGUAAAAUGUUCAAACCAUUUUAGUCGUUUUUGGACUAUUUAUAAACAUUUUAAUUUUGCGAGUUUUUUACGAAAUUUUUAUUAGGUAGGUACACUAUGGAUAAAAUUAUUAAACUCAAAAAUGCUUUAAAAUUUAACAGAAGCUUCAUUAUAAGUCAUAUUAAGUAGCCAAAAUAUAUAAAAAUUGAGUGUAAUGCAGAAUUUUUUUUUAUAAGAAUUUUAGGAUCAAAUGUUGACGUAAAUCAUAAAUACUACAGCCUUUUAAAACAUGUGUAACCGAACUCCACUCAAAAUCGUUUUUAAUUAGCAAAAGUUUAUCGUUGCUUACAGGCAGGUGCGUGUAGAAGAGAUGUUUUAGGGGUUCAAUUCCCUCCUCGACAUUUCAUGAAAAUUAUGAUUAGAGUAGAUUUUUAUUAAUCUCAAAAGUGGUUUCCAUCAAUGAGAAAAAUAAAAAAAAUUUUGGUUUUAUUUUUAUUUUAUUAUUAAAUAGUAGGUAUAUAAUGUUAUUGUUGUAAUUUCUAAUUUUUGUGAUUUGCCUGCAUUUAGAAAAUUAUAACUGAUAUGGCGAUCUUGCAUAGUCCGUAUUAUCAUCACAAUAAUCUGAUUUACACGUUAUCAUUUAGGCCAUAUUCACUAGAAAAUUAUUAAAUGUACAAUUUGAUAAUAGAAACCUGAAAAUUUAAAAAUAAAUGUUAUAAGAUAUUGACAUUUUUAAUGAAAAAUAAAUAAUCAUAUAAUAUUAAAAAUAUGUAAACUUCUUUGUUACAAGAGUAUGAAAGUGUACAAAUUAAAUCCCCCCCCUGGAAUAUAUUUUUGUAAACGCACCUGCUUACAGGUAUAAAUUAAAUUCCCCUCUAUAUCCUACCUUCUCAACUUCUCACCUACAACAGUGGCCCACCUAUUAUGCGAAGUAUUUCGUCUUUUUUUAAAAUCAAUCACUUUUAUUUUAUAUUAAUUUGUAUUAUUAUUUUUACUUAGUUUUCAUAACACAAUUUCAAAGUUAAACAUUCAUAAACUGAUAGUUUAAUAUUUUAAUGGAUGUCCAGGACCUACUAUAUUUUAUGUAUUUCUUCUUUGAAAAAAUAACACCAUCACCUAAACAGAUUAUGAUUAUACAAUGUAUCCUUGGUAUAAUAUCUUUGUAGGUAUGUGUAUUAUAUAAAUGUAAUAUAAAUGAUAAUAUUUAAGUAAUCGUGUAGUUAUACUUGAUAAUGUUUUAUUAUAAAUAUAGGUAUACGUAAUCUAUUUUAUGUUGUAACAACGUGUUUAGAUUAAAUAAAUUAUCAACAUCUAAUAGUACCUAUAUAAACCCUAAAGAAAACAAUUUAUAAUAUCAGUUAUCAUUUUAUAGAGCAUCUAGACGAUUCACAAAGCAGCAUGGCCAAUAUGAAGAUCUAUUUAGCAAUAAUUGCAACAUUUAUCCUGAAAGUACGUACACACCCAAAUUAUUCUAUUUUUAAAUUGACAUGUAUUAAUUUAAUUAUUUUAACAAUAAAUCUGUAUACAAAUAUAUAUACAUUAUAUCAUUGGCCAUUCCAGAAAUUAUUUAUAGGCAUAAAUAGUGUUUGACACUUGAGAGAGGGGGUCUGAUGAUCUUUAUUUUUGCUCUUAUUCUCUUCUUUACUCUCAUGAUAUAUUAUUCCAAUGUAUUAUAGUUAAAGUAUUAAUUUCUGGAGGGAUAAGCCCCCCAACCCCCCUAUUUACGCCUAUGAAGUUAUAGUUUUUCAUAAAACUUUUGCCUGUUUCAAAAUAUGUAUUUUUCUGCCAAUAUCCUACCAUUUUCUAGGCCUUUGCAUAGUGAUUAACAGCAAUAAUUGGCCCAUUUAGAAAUACUACUUUAUAAUAGGUAACAAAAUUCAUAUUUUAUAUUAAAUAUUUAUUUAAUUGUAAGCUUACUUUAUUGACUAUGAUUAUACAACAUAAAUAUUAUAAUCAUAUAGUACAAGUUUCAAUAUAUUAUUGAAAUUUUUAUAUUUUACACAAAACUGCUUAACUAGAGUUAGUGGAUAUAAUGUUGUACAUAUAUAUAUAUAAUAUGCAUUUGAUUAUUUUUAAAAAGCCCGACAACCAUUGAUCUCCAUAUAAAGGGUCUAGAAAAUAGCAAGCUAUUUUCAGAAAAACCAAAUUUAAAACUUAAGUUUUUCGCAACAACGAAAUUAUUUAUUAAAUUAUAUAUUUGUAUAGGUACAUUUAUUUUACUGUUACUAUUUUAUUACUAACCUCUAAAAUAAUUUUAGUUUUUUUUUUUUAAUUAUUGUACAUCGACUUUGUGUGUUCUAGCAUGGUGUCUAUUCGUGUUCAUUGCGAAGUCAUACAUUAUCUCAUAGUUUUUCCGAUUCAAUUGCUACUCCACACCAUUCCUCGGUUCAAAAGCUUCAUACAAUACCAUCUCCUUGCAGUAAUCUAGCAUCUGACUCAAGUUCUUCUUCAUCAAAUAUUCUACCAAAUCGUUCAAAUGACAUUGAACCAGUACCACCUUUAACGGUUCUACCGAAUUCACCAUAUGUUUCCUCUUCUUCAUCUAAUAGUUAUAACCAAUCUCUUGUAAAUAUUUUAAUAAAACUUUUGUCGUCUUCUUUAGAAAGUACUUCUAUGUCGACCACUGAAGUAACAUCUACGUUUUCAACGCCACAUUUUGUCUCUAAGCCUUGGUCUUCGUCGUCCAGUCUGCCAUAUAGCCCAGUUCCAAGUUCUACUACAGUAAAAACAGUAAAUCCUGGUCAUGUUUCAAAACCAAAUAUCGUAACUAAACCUUGCGCUUCAUCAUCCAGUUCAAGCUUAUCAAGUGAUUUAUCAAGGACGUCAUGUGGUUUAAUUUCACCUUCUACUAUAAGCCUAGUUCCCUUACCAGCAUCCUCUACAUCGGCAUCAGGUUUUAAUUCAAACCUAGUGAACGUUUUACAAAAACUCUGUUCGUUAGUAUCACAAUCUACACCUGUAUCUGCUUCUCAUCCGCUGUGCAGUUCGCUUCUUACGCCAACAUUAAAUACAAAUUUGAAACCCGUUACAGUUUCAAAACCAAAAACUAUAACAUCUUACCAUAGUGCACCGUGUUCGGACUCAAGUUCUUUUUCAUCGAAUACACCAGGUCUUUCAUCUGGUUCGCCAUCUAAGGUUAAAGUUACCGAAACAGUUCCAUUAUCAACUUUUAAAGCAAUUCAAAAGACAAAUUUUGAAAAUAAUUCACCACGGGUUACAUCACAGACAAAAUCAGUUGCUCCACUAGUACCAGUACGAGCUCCACUAUCUACUUUAUCAACACUUUCAGAACACAACUCAGCAAUUAUAAAUUAUUUAAUUAAGUUAUUAUUGUGCACUCACGCACCCAUUAUAGUUACGUCUUUUCCUUCUACACUAACUUUAUCUAAACUAUGCUCACUUAUAAAACCUAAAUUGAACAUAACACCCGAUUCAACUCUAAAGCCAGAAACUGUAUCUUCAGUUAUUUCUACAAUACCACCCCAUUCAAGUUCUGGUCCGUUUUCAAGUGUACAACCAAAUUUUCUAAGAGGUUCAUCUACUAAACUAACUUUGACUCCUGUCAAAGUAACGACUCCACUUAUUCCAAUAUCAGUUCCAACGCCAACUUUUGGUAUUUCUUCUGGUUAUAAUCCAGCUUUCAUCAAACUCUUAAUUAAACAUCUGUUGUCUACUCCGUCUUCUCUAACACCUCAUUUGCAUCCAUCAUUUAAAUUACCUCAGCCUAUAAUAAAUACUACUCCAUCGUCUCCUUCCAUUUUAAAUCCAAUCCCAACGUCUACUUUUGACGGACCAGUAUCUAAUUUAAACCCAACUGUAUCUAAUAUAUUGUUAAAUAAAUCGUCCGUUUCAGCUCCAUUUUCAACACAAGUCCCAACGACCAUUCCAAAGAAAUCAUUAAGUUAUAAUCAAACUUUAAUAAACUUAUUGUUCAAAGUUUUGUCAACUGCUUCUAAUGACAAUAAAACACCUCUUACAGUACUUAACUCAUCAACAAGUUCAUUUUUUACGAAUUUCUCAAAUAGUAUUCCAAUAUCCACGUUAGCCCCGAGUUCAUUAACAAAAUGUAAUUCUUCCACAUCAUCAUCAUUUGAAUCUUCUGUUAAAUUAUCAGAUCUGUCACCUAUUACAGCUGUAACUUUGCCUGGUGAUCUAUUACCGACAACCGUUACACCGUCACCGGUUUUAAACCCAUUUGCAGAACAAAUUCGUGAUAUAAUUUCACCAAAAUCAUUUUUGCCACCUAUUUCGUCGAGUCUAUGUCACCGGAAACAUUCACGAUUAUCAAAAUUAUCUAGUUCCUCAUUAUCUGGUAUUAGUCCAUGUAUAAAAACUAUUUUACGACCGUUAGCUCCACCUUUAUCAUCACUAUGUUCAAAAUCUACUUUUAAAUUAAGUAUUGGUUGUAAGCCCCCAUGUUCAAACUAAUCAAUAUGUUCAAUACUAAAGAUUAAUAUAGGUAGACAAAAAUAACAUUUAUACAAAUUAUGAAUAAUGUCGGUUAUUUUUUUUUUUUUUUAUUAAAGCAAUAAAAUUUCGGCAUCUACGGCCAUUGGUUUGAUAGUACCUUAAAUUAUUAUAAUUGAUACAUAUUCUAAUCCAUUGCCUUAACUAAAGUAAAGUUCAUAUUAUGUUAAAAUAAUUAGAUAUUUUUAAAUACUUAAUUGAAUUAUGAAUAUCUUAUUCUUAUUAGUAUUAUACAAUUAGAAAUUAAAUAAUAUAUCUACCUAAUAAAUUAUAAACUUUAGUAUUAUUUUACAUAGUUAAAUAAGAAUAUUUGUUUAUUUUUAUUAAUUUGUGUUAUGUUUAUCUAAUAAAAUCAUACCGUGAAUAUAAC
Molecule: messenger RNA, 6916 nt
Organism: Cinara cedri
Lineage: Eukaryota; Metazoa; Arthropoda; Insecta; Hemiptera; Aphididae
Source: the annotation of a GenBank genome assembly